This is a messenger RNA of Ictidomys tridecemlineatus (thirteen-lined ground squirrel), 3034 nucleotides long. NCBI's taxonomy places the organism in Eukaryota, Metazoa, Chordata, Mammalia, Rodentia, Sciuridae. The record is from RefSeq and is a predicted model, not a curated record.
AUGUGUCUGUCCUUGUACACAGGACUCAAGUGUGGAAUUCGUGCAGCUGAUUGGAAGAGUGAGAAGCCUACUGUGGAAUCCAGGUUCUUCUCCAGAAUUAGUUGGAGAAAUUCAACAGUUGGUGGACAACCCUGGCAGGUCUCCCUAAAAUUGGGUGAGCGCCACAUCUGUGGAGGAAGUUUGAUUGAAGAUGAUAGGAUUGUCACGGCAGCACACUGCCUGAGUAGUCUUGAUGGGAAGCAACUGAAGAAUCUAACUGUGACAGCUGGGGAGUACAACCUGCUUCAGAAAGAAAAGCAAGAGCAGAAUAUUCCAGUCUUAAAAAUUGUUAUUCACCCUGAAUUCAACAGGCUUGGAUAUAUGAGUUUUGAUAUUGCACUGCUAUAUCUAAAACACAAAGUCAAGUUUGGAAUUGCUGUUCAGCCAAUCUGUCUUCCACACAGAGAUGAUCAAUUUGAAGCAGGAAUUCUUUGCAUGGCCAGUGGAUGGGGCAAGAUUACAGAGAAUUCUGAGUAUUCAAAUGUCUUACAAGAAAGGGAACUUUCCAUCAUGGAUGACAGAAUGUGUAAUUCUGUGCUGAAGAGUAUGAACCUUCCUCCUCUGGGAAGGACCCUGCUGUGUGCCAGUUUUCCUGAGCAGGGAAAGGAUGCCUGCCAGGGAGACACUGGAGGCCCACUGGCUUGUAGAAGACCUGGUGGAAUCUGGACUCUGGCUGGGAUAACUUCCUGGGUAGCUGGUUGUGAAAGAGGUUCGGCUUCUCCAAAAAAUUACCACACAAGUGCAUUACCUGGCAUUUUUUCCAAGGUGUUUGAGUUGAUGGAUUUUAUCACUCAAAACAUGAUCACAGAAAAUAAUCCACUUCUUUUACAUUUUCUUAAAGCUUGUAAACCUCAGGGAAUAGUAUUAUUUGGAGAGAGUGGGGAGAUUCAAUACCCCUAUUCCAAAGAAGACAACUAUUCUCAUAAUAGUUUAUGUGUCUGGAAAAUAAUGGUACCAGAAGAUAAAAUUAUCCUGAUAAAAUUUACAAGCCUAGAUAUAGAAAAUGGAGCUGGAUGUGAUCAUGACUACAUAUCUUUACAAUCAAGUGAUGAAGCAAUUAUUAGUAAGGUCUGUGGAGAUAUCUUGCCCUCACCCUUGCUGAUGAAGACAAACCAGGCCAUAGUUACAUUUGUUUCUGAUGCAGAAAACAGUGGCAGUGGCUUUGAACUUUGCUUUUCUGCUGUACAGAACUCAGGAACAGGUUCAGGUUGUGAGAGUGUGGCUGUAUUGGUAGAGGAAGGGACAAUUCAGUCUGCUAACUAUCCUCGCUUGCCCAAUAAUGUAGUAUUAUGGUUUAUUCAUGCUCCAGAGAAACACAUCAUAAAAUUGACAUUUGAGGACUUUAAAGUUGAAUUUAACCAAAAUUGUAUUUAUGAUUCCAUUGUGAUUUAUGAUGAUCCUGAAGAAAAACACAAGUUAGUUAUAACUUUUACAACUAAACUUUGUGGAAUCUUGAAAUCCAUUUCAAUAUUCAGUUUUGGUAACAUGAUGGUCAUGUAUUUCAAAAGUGAUGGUGAAAAUAAUUUCCAAGGCUUCAAGGUUAGAAACACCUUUUUGCUUUCAGAGUCCUUAAACAAAAAUGGACUGACAACACUUCUCAAAACCAAUACUAUAUUUACUGGAAAAGCCAUUCCAUAUGAUAUCUGUGGCAUCCCUCCAUUUAGUCCCCAGUGGCUUUCCAGAAGAAUCGCAGCGGGGGAAGAAGCCUGUCCCCACUGUUGGCCCUGGCAGGUGGGUUUGAGGUUUUUAGGUGAUCACCAAUGUGGAGGUGCCAUCAUCGAUCCAGUUUGGAUUCUUACUGCAGCCCACUGUGUACAACCAAAAGGUGAUCCACGCUCUUGGACUGUUGUUGCUGGGGACCAUGAUAGAACCCUAAAGGAAUCAACUGAGCAGGUGAGAAGGACCAAACACAUCAUAGUGCAUGAAGACUUUGAUAUAGUAACCUAUGACUCUGAUAUUGCUCUAAUACAAUUGAGCUCUCCUCUGGAAUACAACUCAGUGGUGAGACCAGUAUGUCUCCCACAUAGCAUGGAACCUCUGUUUUCCUCUGAGAUCUGUACUGUGACUGGAUGGGGAAGCACUAGUGAAGACGGUGGCCUAGCCAGUCGCUUACAGCAGAUUCAAGUGCCUGUGUUAGAAAGAGCGGUCUGCGAACGCGUUUACUAUUCUGCUCAUCCAGGAGGGAUCACAGACAGGAUGAUCUGUGCUGGCUCUGCUGUAUCUGGAAGGAAAGAUUUCUGCCAGGGAGACUCUGGUGGGCCAUUAGUAUGUAGACAUGAAAAUAGCCCCUUUGUCCUCUAUGGCAUCGUCAGUUGGGGAGCUGGCUGCAUCCAGCCAUGGAAGCCAGGUGUAUUUGCCAGGGUAAGGGUCUUCUUGGACUGGAUCCAAUCCAAAAUCAAGGGUAUUACUUCACUUCAAACAAAAAAUAAAAGCAAAACCUUAAGAAAACAAUUGCCAACAUCCACACUUCCAACAGACAGUGCCUCUGGGUCAGCUUCUGAAGUAAAGCUAGAAGAGCUCAGAGCCUUUUUUUCAACUCCAAGAUAUCCACUGCAUUAUAGAAGAAAUCUGGAAAGUCCCUAGGUGCUCAGAGUGGCACCAAAGAGUAUGAUAAAGUUUCCUGUUGUGUGUCUAUCAUUCCUUGGAUUCAUAUGUAGAGAUUCAGUUCUGAUUAUUUAUGAAACCAUGUUGAGAGAAAGAUAGCAAGUAAUCCUUCCUGGCAUUCAAACUCUGUACAAGAAGCUUUUUCUGUGUAGGCAGCUUAUGAUCAAGAGUGAGUUUUGACUUGGGGAAUAAUACCACAUCUACAUUAAUUCAUGUAAAAUAGGAGUACUUUUUUCUUCUAAAUACCCUUAUUUUUUUUCCAAAAUGUGAAUUUACAAAGAGGAAGGGGAGAGAUAGAGACAGAUGCCAAACUUCUUCAACACACCAGGACCCUGCCAGAAGAGAAUAUAUAGUGGAAGAGAAGUUCAAAAGACGUUUAAAAAAAAAAAAA